GGAACUUCAGCCAAUGAGUCCGCGGUUUGCUUUGCAUCUAUCUAGACAACAGGCGCUCGACAACGAGGGUGCGCGGAGGAAGGCGGGGAGGGGUGGGGAGAUCGCGGCGCGCUCCUUAAGGCACAACUACGCUGUUUGUUGGAGGGUAACAGAGGAGGAAGUGGAAGAUGUUUGGAUUCCACAAACCGAAGAUGUACCGGAGCUUAGAGGGUUGCUGUAUUUGUAGAGCCAAGUCUUCCAGUUCCCGCUUCACCGACAGCAAGCGCUAUGAGAAGGACUUCCAGAACUGUUUUGGUCUUCAUGAGGCUCGCUCAGGAGAUAUAUGCAAUGCCUGUGUCCUGCUAGUGAAAAGGUGGAAAAAGCUGCCAGCAGGCUCAAAAAAGAACUGGAAUCACGUGGUGGAUAUAAGAGCCGGACCAAGUCUUAAAACGACCCUGAAGCCAAAGAAGAUGAAAACACUCUCUGGGACCAGAAUUAAGAGCAGUCAAAUAAACAAACUGCAGAAAGAGUUGAAACGACACAACUCCGAUGCCCACAGCACCACCUCAAGCGCCUCUCCAGCCCAGUCACCCUGCUACAGCAACCAGUCAGAUGAUGGCUCAGAUGCAGAGAUGCCUCCAGGUUCCAGCCGCACACCUGUCUUCUCCUUCUUAGAUCUCACAUACUGGAAAAGGCAAAAAGUGUGCUGUGGAAUUAUUUACAAAGGUCGCUUUGGAGAAGUCCUUAUAGACACUCACCUCUUCAAACCCUGCUGCAGUAACAAAAAGUCCACCACUGAGAAGCCUGAAUCCCAGGACCCCCAGUCGCCACCUGUCCCCAACCAAGAAGAGUGGUGACUCCCAUACCUAACUGCAGGUGUUUUAAAUGGAAUCUUUCUCUCUGGAAAGGCUCGGGGGUGAUCUUCGGCUCACUUUGGAGGCCUGCUAUGCUGCCAAAAGACUUCCACUUUUUUUAAAGGAAAAAAAUCUUGAACUGUUUGAGGGUUUUAUUGGGUCUCUCUUUUUAAUUGCUUCACUUCCACUAAGUCAGAAAUCUGUUCAUAUCACUUCUGAAAAGACUGUAAAGAAUAUUUAAUAUUAUUUGAGACGCAUAGUUAAGCUGGACACUGCUGCAAAGAACUCUCCAUACAUCCAGGCAACAGUUCUGCAUCCAAUAACCACCUGGCUUGGCUCUGUCAUACGCUUAAAAGGGAUAUGUAAUGUAUAUUUCUGUCCAAACGGCAGAGUUUGCAUUAUGUAUGCUUAAAAUAGCCAGGAGCCUUUUCCUUUCCUCUGAGGGAAAUAAGUUUUGAACAGUUGCAGCUCUUAGAACAUGGUUUUGGGUACAGAAGUUUGUCCACUGUGUGUAAGACUCUCCUACUAUGUAUAUCUUGUGAAAAUAGGGAGCUCUACAUUUUAGUUUCUUCUACCAUGAUAAAGCAGGGCCAUGAUAUAGCUGGCCUAGGAGGACUGAGGACACAAUCACUCUUGGGUGGCAUUCACAGGUUCCGAUGGUGGUUGCAGCAAGGGGAAGUGAUGCGGUCCAAAACUGAGUGACCUUCCUCCUUCCGCAUGCAGCACACGUAUCGUUUUUGCAUUAGGAUUACAGCGUAUAUUUGCAGGGAAAUGGGGUGGGGAUAGUUCAUGGUCUUUCUGCCCUUUGCAAACAUAACUUUAACCACAUAUGUAGGAUUGCAGAACACCCAGUAUACAACAUGUCGCCUCUCCCCCCAACCUAGAAAGUUUUUCUUGGAUGGAAAAAAGUGCUUAAUUAGAGAUAAGUAUGCAAAUGGCAGCCACUGUGCAAUUUCACAUCCUGAUAACUAAUUGCAUGAAAAUUAACUGUCAAGCCCAGAGUGGGAAUAGCAGUCUCCAUUAUUUGCAAGACCAUUCUGAUAACCUGGGUUUUUUUCCCAAUGCUGUUGUUUUGAUGUCCCAUUUCCAACUGCUGAAUUGUUAUAAAAUGGUAAUCUCUCUCCAUCUUAACUGAAAACCAUUAAGGUGAGCUAUAGAUAACCAUCCUACAAAAUUCUCAGGAGGAAGAUUCCUUCUUUCUUUCCACACUAUGCGUUGACUUACCCCAGAAAAGACCAUUGGAGUAAUGAUUGCCCUAAACCCCAUUUUAAAAAUAUGAUCUAAGCAGAAUUAGAUUUAGAGGUAUGCUGCAUGUAGCAGUGUGAGGAAAGAGUGUUUCUUAUAACAUAUUCCCUCUAAGAAUGUGUGUGCCCAACUCUCUGGGGCAUUUCCUUUCUUUAUCACUACUUUUAGGGCUUCCUUUACAAGUGGAUGACAUUUUCUUUUCCAGAUUUGCAAAAUGCAUCAAAAUGGUUUACAUAUCCUAGAAGUUAUCGCAGGUGACAGUAAAUCCUUCCUUUUUCCCCCUACUGGUCCUUUGUCCUGUCUGCUGCACCACCAAGUGCCCAAAUAUCACUGCUCCCCACCUCACCCCUUUCUCACCUCCACACCUCUCAGAAGUGCCUUCAGUCCCUGUCUUAAUCUUGUGCUCAGUCUCCAACCCAGAUCUGCCAAUUUAACCCCGCUCCCUCUAUAUUUGGCACUGCUUGUUACUUUUAACUUGCUGCCUCUGGCACUUCAUUACUCCCAAAUUUCUCUGAAGACGGAUCUUCAGCCAGUUAGUUAGCCCUUGUGACAAUAUGGGCCUCUCCUGUGAGCCCUAGAUUUGUCCAUGCUUUUAAAAGGUAACUGAAGAGGGGAAAGUUGAGUUUUGAAGCACUGGCGUUACAGUACUUGCCUGCCAUCUGGCAAAACCAAGAGAUUAUUUUUGUUUGAAAUUGAGAUUUCCAAAAUUUGAAUAAAUGUCCAAGAGUUGUUUAGAUGGUACAAUAGGUUGUGCCUCUUUUAUCAUUUUUGGGGGAGGGGAGAUAUGCUGCUGCUCUCACUCAUACGGACUUUGUACUUUUGUUUGAAUUGUAGUUUUGUUAAACUAGUGUGAGAAUUUAGACACUUGGGGGACAAUAAUAUGCAGUACACAUAACAGUUUGUUUUUACUUUUGUUGAACAAUGAAAUCUUAGCUGCUGUUGUCAGGAAAAAGAUCUUGGAAUGCUUGUCUUCCUACCUUGUGUUAUAAUAUAGGGUCCCCUCUAAUGUUCCCCUCCCCUUUGUAAAUAGGAGAAAUAUUCUAAAGGGAGGAUCAAAUAGACCUUUUAUGUGCAACUGACUAACUACAUGGCAGUCUUGCUUUGUUGGUAACCUCGAAAGUGUACAGACAAAAGCCCUGGACAAUUUGUUGUGUCUGCUGUUGGCUUACAUUUGUCUUCGAGUUCUAAGGGGUCAUUGGCUCCAUUACCUUUUACAACUACAGUAUGAUGUGAUGUGUAUGAUUCCUUCAUCUCUUCCAGUUCUGUAUUUAUUUAUUUAUUACUAGACCCCAGCGGCAGACUGCUUUCCCCCUUCCCUCUUUUCCUUCCAGUGUAGUAAUGCAAGAUGAAUUGUAUGUAGUUAUGCACUUUGUAUUAAUGUAGUAGAAAUCUAUGGAACCUGUUUUUUAUACUUUUUUAUAUUGUUCAUACACUUGUAAUCCAAACUUUUUUUUUUAAAGGUAGGGUAAUGAAUAAAAAUUUUAGAUUUAUUUAGUAAAAA
Heteronotia binoei (common prickly gecko) is the source of this 3579-nucleotide messenger RNA. RefSeq names its product SIN3-HDAC complex associated factor (gene SINHCAF). Gene Ontology annotation, biological process: negative regulation of cell migration. The record is from RefSeq and is a predicted model, not a curated record. Lineage: Eukaryota; Metazoa; Chordata; Lepidosauria; Squamata; Gekkonidae. Bases 168 to 836 code for a protein of 222 amino acids. The transcript has 6 exons.